This is a messenger RNA of Schistosoma turkestanicum, 406 nucleotides long. The record is from the annotation of a GenBank genome assembly. Lineage: Eukaryota; Metazoa; Platyhelminthes; Trematoda; Strigeidida; Schistosomatidae.
GAAAAAUAUGAAAUAUCAAGAAAGGCCCAAACUAUUCACUUUCAUUAUUUGCCUUAUAACCAUACAAGAAAAUGUCAAUGCUGAUAUUGGUUGUUACAUUUGUGAUGUAUGCAAAGAUCCGUUCAGUUCACAAGCAAAAGGAGUUUCACUAAAUACAGCAUGUCGGUUUUGUAAGACUACAUUUACUUACGGUGAGAAUAUGGUGACAGUAAAUAUUGCAAAAUCAUGUGGUCGAAUGAAUGAAACCUGUGUAAAUAGAUACACAGCUUGGUAUAAUACAACAAUGGAAGAAAAUUGUUGUAUUACUGACUUAUGCAAUGCAUCUAAUGUUAAAUUGUCGAAAUCAUUAUUUCAUCUUUUUAUAGUUGGUUUAAUUAUUUUAGCAUUAACUUAUUUAAUACUAUAA